Molecule: messenger RNA, 2104 nt
Organism: Closterium sp. NIES-67
Lineage: Eukaryota; Viridiplantae; Streptophyta; Zygnematophyceae; Desmidiales; Closteriaceae
Source: the annotation of a GenBank genome assembly
CAGCAAACCUCCAAGUCUCCAACCAGCCAAAGCCUUCUCCAACUCUCCGAGCCUUGUAGUCUCCGAGCAGGCAUGGCAACUUUGAAUCGCAGCCAUUGACAACUUGAACAACCUAAUGACCGUGUGAUCCGCUUCGUCGCUUUGUUACAUGAGAUAACAUUGUCUCAUUAGCCGAACUUCGUAGCGCAUUUCCAGUGCUGGCUGUCGUGUCGACUGGUUCUGUUGUGGAACCGGUACGUUUUUAUCACGGUCCUUACGCAGAUACUUGCCUUGAGUUCCCGUUAUCAUGAAGCGUGCGUAACGUCGUCAGUUUAUCUUCGGCAUUUUGCAACCGGAGAAGUCGUAACCUCUUGAAUGGUAGCGGGUUUGAAUCCGGGAAGGCGGCGAAUUCACCAUCGCGGUGCCAUGGGGUUGAUGCGGACGCCGACGAAGAAGGCUUCGGGAGGCGUCUUUCGUUUCGGCCUCAGAUUUUUUAUCCUCCUUUUCUUCGUCGUUAUGAUCGUCUUUAUCUCGGAGGCCGGAAAGCUCGCCGACAGACAACGGAAGACAGAAUUCGAAGAGCUGAGAGAGCAGUCGCUGAGGAAGAUCCUGAGGCAGCACGAGAUGGAGAUUCAGGCAGCCAUCGACAACAACAUCGGCUGGUUCUCGCGCUAUCUCUCCAGACUUCGUCUGUCAUCCCGUGCUGGAGCCGGAAGAGAUGAGGACGAUGACGACGACAGCAGCAGCUCGUCGUCACACUCAGCCUCCGCUACAGUCACCCUCGCUUCUGGCACGUCUGAGGGGGGCGUGCAUGGCGGAGAGGCAGCGGAAGGCGGAGGAGCUGGGGGGGUGGCGGGCGGUGGGGGGGAGGAUGGAAAAGGAGGUGGUGAGGGGAGAGGAGGGAAGAAGAAGGGGAAGGAGCAGGACCUGUCGAACCUGAACAACAUGGACAUGCCCAUGCACAAAGUGCACGGGAAACUGGAACCCUGCCUCCCUCUGCCGCCCGAGCCGGAGCUCUCUCACCUCGAGCUGCCCGAGCCGCUGCCCGACACAGUGGUGAAGCGCCUUCGCUACUAUCACAUGGACGAGGACGCCAUCGAGAUCGAGACCACGGCAGGCGCCCGGCAGGGGCAGCUGGGACGAACCGUCCAGCUGGACAUGUUCUGGGGAAAGCAAACCAUGGGGGAGAGGGCCAAGAGCUUCCGGGUGCAGGAGAGUAUGGAGGUGCACUGUGGGUUUGCGGGGCCCAACACGGGGUUUACUGUGGCAGAGAAGGACCAGAGGUGGCUGAAGCGGUGCCAGGUGGCGGUGGUGACGGCCAUAUUCGGGGGAGGUGACAUCCUGGUGCAGCCCAUUGGAAUGACUCAAGAGUCCCUGGAUAAGGUGUGCUACGUGGCGUUCUGGGACGACGUGACAGCAGCGGCGCAGGCGGAGGCAGGGGUGGUGCCGGACCCAGCCACCAUGAGAGUGGGGCUGUGGCGCAUUGUGAUUGUAAAGGACCUGCCAUUUGUGGACCAAAGGAGAAACGGGAAGAUCCCAAAGAUAUUGGCUCACCGUCUCUUCCCCCGUGCCCGCUUCUCCAUCUGGGUCGACUCCAAGUACCAAUUCCGCCGCGACCCCCUCGGGGUGCUCAACGUGCUGCUGUGGCAGCAGCAGCCGCGGGCGGAGUUUGCCAUCUCGGAGCACGGGGCUAGGAGCUGCAUCUACGCGGAGGGGGAGGCGAUUGUGAGGAAACACAAGGCGCAGCCGGAGGAGGUUGCAGUGCAGCUGAACCAGUAUCGCACUGAGGGGCUGCCGGUUAAUGCCACCUUCAACGGGAAGAAAGCCCUGGCAGAGGCGUCCAUCAUAGUGAGAGAGCACACUGCAGCCACGAACCUGUUCAUGUGCCUGUGGUUCAAUGAGAUGGUCCGAUUUACUGCUCGCGAUCAACUUAGCUUUGGCUACACGCUCCGACGGCUCAACCUGGUGAAACCAAUUAUGUUCCCUGUGUGCACACGACGUGCUCUGGUGAACGCCCUUGGCCACAAGCGUAAGGCCAAGCCCCUGACUCAUGCAGUGUCGUGAAAGCUGUUGGUGAUAUAAAAUGUAUUUCUCAUCAUUGUGUAAUGGAUGAGUACAUUUUUUU